AUGGGGGCUUCUUCCUACUCCCCUGUUGAAGGCCACCGGUCGGGACCCACUCGGGGAGCUUUGGAAUCACCUGGGCUGCAGGGGGUACGGAUGGGAGGAGGAGGAGGAGGAGGAGGAGGAAUUGGGGAGGGCAGCGGCGGCGGAAGUUGGAACCAUGCAAGCCACCAUCCUGCUGCUGCUCUGUCCUUGUCUCUGCCCGUGACUCAACAUGACUCGUCUACUGCUGCUGCUGCUGCUGGUACGACUGCUAUCCGUUGUGCUGGACAGGAGGCGAUUCACCAGGGCCGUGCGCGGAUCCGCGGAUGGAUUACGCCCAUGAUCCCUGCCGCUGCUGUUCCUCCUCCUCCUCCCCCUCCCCCUCGUCACCCUGCUGCCGCUGCCGCUGCUGCUGCUGCUGCCGGUGCUGCCUUCUGUAGUAACGGGUCGGGCAGUGAAAGCGGCAGAAGUGGGGAUUGGAGGAGUGGGGUGUGUGCAGCGCGUGGGGGGGCAGAGGCGGCGGGUGCGGCGGCGGGGGCGGGGUGUUUUCCAGGCGGUGGGGAUGAGGAGGGGCAUGGGGGGGGCUUUGGUGGAGGGGGCGCAGGCGCGGGGGCGGGUGCAUGUGGAGGGCGGAGAAGCGGAGGGGGAGGAAGAGGAGGACGGGGUGGGGGUGGAGGGAGAGGGAGAGGGUUUAAACGGGGGCUGGGGUGCGACUGGACUACUAUGGAUGAGAGGGAGGAGACUGCUCCUGCUGGUACUGCUGCGUAUGCUGCUGUUGCUACUGAUGCGGUGAGAGGGAACGGGGUACCAGCACGGGCGAAUGUAUCAACUAUGAACCAGGUUCAGGCGCCAGGGGGGGCAACAUUUCCUGCUGCGUCGGCGAUGGAGACAGGGCAGGAGAAAAAAGCCGGGGUGGAAAAUCAAGAGGAGCUGGAUGUUCAAAUCUCCCUGGGAUCUCCACCGACCAUGUCAAGAGCCCCUCAUGCGAAGCAGUCUGGAGUGAAUUCUUUCAUCGGUCUGAGAUUGGUGUCUGCUGCUCCGGUUGCUGUUAUGCCUGUGGUGCAGGCAGCAGCAGGGGGAGGCGGAGCAGCAGAGGGCAGUCAAGGCACGUCUAGCAGCAGCCCAGGCACGUCACGGUCACUGCAGUCCACUCGACCUCGGAGCGUGGCGGAGAGGAAGCGACGCAGCAAGAUCAGCGAGCGACUGGACAACCUGAAGGAGACCCUGCCCAUCUGGAACCCGCGCAUGGACACGGCGACGAUGCUGGACGAGGCGGUGAACUACAUCGGGCUGCUCAAGCGCGAGGUGCGGCGCCUGCAGGUGGAGUGCGAGGAGCUGGGCAAGGGGCUGCCCCCGGGGGCCAAACGACCGCGCGUGACGAUUGAUGACGACAUGGAGACCCAGAGCACUGCUGCUGCUGCUGCUGCUGCUACUGCUGCUGCUGCUGCUGCUGCUGCUGCUGCUGCUGCUGCUGCUGCUGCUGCUGCUGCUGCUGCUGCUGCUGCUGCUGCUGCUGCUGCUGCUGCUGCUGCUGCUGCUGCUGCUGCUGCUGCUGCUGCUGCUGCUGCUGCUGCUGCUGCUGCUGCUGCCGCUGCUGCUGCUGCUGCUGCUGCCGCUGCUGCUGCGGCGGCGGCGGCGGCCGCCGCAGCUGUUGCUGAAGCAGGAAUGGGCUGCCCCCGGUGGUGA
Molecule: messenger RNA, 1662 nt
Organism: Closterium sp. NIES-65
Lineage: Eukaryota; Viridiplantae; Streptophyta; Zygnematophyceae; Desmidiales; Closteriaceae
Source: the annotation of a GenBank genome assembly